This is a messenger RNA of Adineta steineri, 1047 nucleotides long. Lineage: Eukaryota; Metazoa; Rotifera; Eurotatoria; Adinetida; Adinetidae. The record is from the annotation of a GenBank genome assembly.
AUGGCCGAUUAUAAAGCUAUUGGAAAAGCUUUUCUUGAUUUUUAUUAUGGUAGAUUUGAUGCAGGCCCACGAGAAAAUGUAGCUUCACUCUAUGAACCUGUUAAUGGCAUGAUGAAUUUUAAUAGUCCAGAUUUUGCUAAAGGUGCUCAAGAAAUAGCUGAAAAAUUACGUUCACUAACAUUUCAAACAAUCGCUCACACAAUAUCAACAAUGGAUAUUCAACCAACAUACGAUAGUUGUAUUUUAAUUAUCGUUACCGGUGCUCUUAAAGCAGAUAAUGAUCCACCAAUGCAAUUUACUGAAACAUUUCUUUUACGUUUUAUUAAUAAUUCGUGGCUUAUAAUUAAUAAUGUUUUUCGACUUAUUCUUCAUGUGGCUUUGACUUUGCUCGCCGCCGGUGGCAUUGGCCUCGGAGCACUUUUUGGCUGGAAAUUUUUCGAAUCAGUCAAUAAUGCUCGACGUGACGCACGUGGUCUUGGUCAGAGAGCAGUAACAAUAGCCGAUAAUACUCGACUUGAUAUAGCUUUUAUUGCUAAGCUAGUAGUAGAAACAAUCAAUGACUUAGCUCAUAACUUUACUCAGAAUAUCAAUCUAAUAACUGAUGCCUCCGUUUGGUCUAUGAUGAUGUUAACUACUCGUCUCAAUAUUAUUAUGCAUAUCUUAGCAACUGCUGCUUUGGGUAUAGUGGCCGUGGGUGCAUUUGGCCUUCUUUUAUAUUUAUCUCAUUUCUCAAAAUUUCUUCAAAUGAUUGCUUGGUUCCUAUUGGCUUCAGUGAGCGUUUUUAUCUUUCGUAUGUAUGUUGAACAUUCAAGGGUCUGUUCGAAUAUGAUUAGAGAUUUUUCUCAAUCACAUCAUUCUGCAAUUACUAAAUCGACUAUACCAAAUAAUGCAAUAACAACAAAUCAAAGAUCAAACCAAUAUCAAACAACACAAAAUUUUUCUCAACCACAUCAUUCUGCAAUUACUCAAUCGACUAUACCAAAUAAUGCAAUAGCAACAAAUCAAAGAUCAAUCCAAUAUCAAACAACACAAAGUAUGUUUCAUUAA